Monoraphidium neglectum is the source of this 255-nucleotide messenger RNA. RefSeq lists its product as hypothetical. Lineage: Eukaryota; Viridiplantae; Chlorophyta; Chlorophyceae; Sphaeropleales; Selenastraceae. The annotation marks the transcript as partial. The transcript has a single exon. The record is from RefSeq and is a predicted model, not a curated record. Gene Ontology annotation, molecular function: methionine synthase activity.
CCGGACCACACUGAGAAGGAGACCAUGUGGUCCCUCAUGGACAUCAAGCCGCAGACAGGAAUAGAGCUGACAGAGAGCCUGGCCAUGCUGCCGGCGGCCAGCGUCAGCGGCCUCUACUUCGGCGGCAAGUGCAGCAGCUACUUUGCUGUGGGGAAGAUCACUCAGGAGCAGGUGGCGGACUAUGCGCUGCGCAAGAAGAUGGACGUGAAGGAGUGCGAGAGGUGGCUGGCCACCAUGCUGAACUACGAGCCUUGA